AUGACAAUCAAUAAGAGAUUGCCAAUUUCUCCCUUUAUUUUUCAGGGAAUCAAUCCUGACGUAAGAUAUGAAGUGCAAUAUAGCAGCUAUGUUAAUAUCACAACAGAUGGGUUUAUACUUUUGAAGAAAGCCGUUCGGACUGAUUCCUUUGCUGUGCAGCUGCGGGCAGUGGAUGUGUCUACUGGUGAGGCAGGAACAACUACUCUCUCUGUGAUUGUAGUACCAUCAGUGGGGGACCAGUCGCCCGACGAGGGGUACCGUGCAGGAGACAUGGCUUUGCUGGGCUUUGUAAUGGCUGCGUUACUGGUGCUCUGCCUCAUUGUGAUUGGCUAUCUGAUAUCCCGUGUCAAGAAGGGGAAUCCUGAUGCAUUCAACUCUGAGUGUUUAGGGCCAUGCUUGAAGUUUACUCAGCCUCCUAACAGGCCAAGUCCAAGAGAUAGCAUGCAGUUCACCAAUGAUGGUUUCUUGAAUGAAGGGGACACAGGGAGAUCCAGAUCCAGGCGAGCUGAACUGAGAGAAAGGAGACUGGAUUCAGUUCAAGCAGCGAGGGUGCGAGUGAUACCUCGCGAGAGACAGAGGCACUGCAGCUCCUGUGGACUCCAGACGCAUACCAACCAUUCUCACCAUAGUCCUGCCGUCCAAACCAGAGGAAAGGUGAAUAAGCAUAAAGUAAAAUCCAUUCUGGCUAAAGAGAGGAGGAAGGAUGACGGUCACAAGACCGUUUGGUUCAAGGAGAGCGAGGAUUCUUCCGAUAUCGAGGUGGAGAUCAUCCCUGACACUAUAGGGCUUAAGCCAGAAGAGGACAUGGAGAAAGUCGAAGGGGAUUUUGCGUCCCAUCCACCAGAAGACAGUGAGAUGGAACUGGGGGAGUUGACAAUGCUGAAUUUGCAGGACUUGAGUAGCAGAGAAAUGGCAAUUUCUGAUAGUAGAGAAGGACUGAACACAGAAAGAAGAGAUCAGUGAGGAUCUCAGAAGCUCUUGCCCAGUAAAACUAGAGCUCUUUGCUCAUCAGAGACUGGAAUCGGUUUUAUUUAUUUUUUUAUUUUUCUCUAGUUCAGUUUGGCUGAAAUAAUUUAUAUUUGUGAAAAUAAAACCGGGUUCUGUUCAGACAUAAUUAAUGGCAAAAUACUGACACAUUUAUUCAUAUUGGUGGUAAGUUGUGAAUACAUUAUGAUAUGCAUUUUUCCAUUGUGUGAUAUGCAUGCUAAAUUAAUAUGCAAACAUGUGUUGAUGAAAUGUCUAUAAUUUCAGAAAACAAUGCUUAGAAUUUAAUGUUGGCUUGCUGCAUUAUUUAAUGUCUGCUGUGUCUAUGAAUAAUACAUUGCGAAAUAGAGUAUUUUGUAUAAUAAUGUAAAUUAUGUGGAAAACAUCUAGAAUAAAGCAAAUUUGAA
Messenger RNA from Cyprinus carpio (common carp), 1391 nucleotides. RefSeq lists its product as uncharacterized. Bases 1 to 963 code for a protein of 320 amino acids. The transcript is spliced from 5 exons. The record is from RefSeq and is a predicted model, not a curated record. Lineage: Eukaryota; Metazoa; Chordata; Actinopteri; Cypriniformes; Cyprinidae.